UUAAAAGCAUAUCAACCUGUUCUCCUAACAAUCUACAAAUUCAAAAUCAAAGCUAGUGCCUACUACAUAAAAUCAAAUCAAAAUCAGAAGUAAAUAUUUGACGGGCAGCAUGUUAGUGAAUGAUGAGAAAGAUAUCGAGCAGCUUAAUGAGUUCAAUGAGAAAUAUAAAACCAUUGAAGAAAUUUUAAAACGAUACUUUAGCGAUAACGAUUUACGUGUUUUAAAAAUGAAAUGUAUCUCUGGCUCCAAAGACGGUGACAACUACAUGUCGGUGGUAAAGAGAAUUAUUGUCGAAUAUGAAGCUGGCGGUAAAUUAUUUCAACCUUUGAGCUUAAUUGUAAAGAGACACAUUAAAGACAAAGCUCGACGAGAGCUUUUUCGAUGCGAUGCAGCCUUCAAAAAUGAAAUAACUGCAUAUUGUCAUGUGGUUCCAGCAUUGAAAAGGUUUUCAAACAAUAAUCUUCCACUACCAAAUCACUAUUUUGCUGGAUGUGACAAGGAAGGAGAAAUAAUUGCAAUGGACGAUCUUGCAAAAGAAGGAUUAAGGAUGGUCGACAGACUGGAUGGACUUGAUUUCGAACAUUCGUCAAUCGUUAUGAAAGAACUUGCAAACUUUCAUGGACUUUCAUUGGCAAUGAAAAUCAUUGAACCAAAAACUUUUUCAACUGCUGUUCAAUACAUAGAAGAGAUUGUUUUUAUUGAAGAUGCAGCUGAAUUCUACAGUCAACAAUUGGAUUAUUCAUUGAAUCAAGCCAUAACAAGUUUGUCACAUGAAUCAAAUGAGAAAGGAGAAUUUGAUUCGACAGUAAAAAUUUUGAAGAAACUUAAAGGACCGAAACUGUUUAACAUAAUGAGAAAUCACGUGACGAAUAGUGAGGAUAAAUGGAAUGUGAUAGUUCAUGGCGACCUUUGGACUAAUAAUAUCAUGUUUCAUUACGGAAAAAAUGGAAGGGUUAAUUAUGCCAAGUUUGUGGACUUGCAGACACUCCGAUACAGUAAUUUAGUAUGUGAUAUUUUGAUGGUAAUUUUUUCAAGUACAAAAUAUAAAAUGAGACAGCAAUACUUGGAUGAAUUGAUUGACAUUUAUCGUAAUUCAUUGAUUGAUACAUUGCGUGAGCAUUUGAAAGGAAGUUAUUCGUGUGAGUUGGCUGAACUUGAGGAAAUGUAUACAACCGAAAGUAUAAAGCAGGAAAUUGCAAGACGAUCACUUUUUGGACUGGGGAUGUCACUGUGGGUAUUGCCAGCGAUAACGUUCGUUGCAAAUGUAAAGGAUAUAGACUCUCUUCUCAAUUCUCUAAAUGAUUCCGAUAAGCAUGAUGAAAUUAUGGCAGGCAUGAAAAGUCAAGAAUAUCAUAUACGUGUAAGAGAAAUAAUGAAGGAGUUUAAACAGCGUGGGUACUUAAAUAACAUCUUUAUUGAUGUAUAAUAUACUGACCAAUUUCGAGGAUUCCUUGCAAUUUUAUAAAAUGUUAAUCUUGCCAAAGACAAGCUUUAAACAAAAACAGACAAAAAAAAAAAUCAACCAACAUUCCAUCACAUUCCAAAAAGCUUUUACAUUUUUUAUUUCGAGAACU
Molecule: messenger RNA, 1574 nt
Organism: Chironomus riparius
Lineage: Eukaryota; Metazoa; Arthropoda; Insecta; Diptera; Chironomidae
Source: the annotation of a GenBank genome assembly